AUUAUAGUUAAAUAGUCCGUUUAGAUAAUGCGUGCAUGUGAUUAGGAAAUCUCUGUGCUCUUAAAUAAGUUUAGCUUUAAUAUAAAAUAUCUGUGUACAAAUUAAUUAUUCAUUUCAAAGUUUUACUCGGUCGUGUCAUUGAACUUUUAUUUUUUUUAUUGGGAGCCGUUGACUCCAUAGAGCAGCAUGUAUAUUUCUGUAAACAUUUAAGAGUUCUCUAGUUUAAGCACCAUGUUUUUGGUGAGAUUGAAGAGUUUAUUGCAAACAGUUUGGUGGUUGCUAGCAGCAGCCAGGGUGGCGACCGCUGGCAUCUCGUGUCUUAGCAGCCCCUGCCAACAUGGUAUCUGUAUAGACGACGUCAAUACUACAUACGCAUGUUACUGCGUGGAUGGGUACACUGGGGUGCAGUGUCAGACCAACUGGGAUGAGUGUUGGUCCAGUCCAUGUCAGAAUGGAGGCACCUGCAUCGAUGGUAUUGCUUCCUACAACUGUUCAUGCCCUGAUGGUUUUAUAGGUGACAAUUGCGAAACCAACUACAAUGAAUGCGAAUCGAACCCCUGUCUCAACAACGGGACCUGCAUAGACAUGAACAAUGGCUACCUAUGCUCAUGCAUCCCAGGGUUUUCUGGAGAACAUUGCGAGCUGGACGUAGCUGUAUGCAACUCUACGGAAGAAGUUCGAUGCUACAACGGAGGUCAAUGCAUUGAAGGACCUGGAUUUAAAUUUUACUGCAAAUGCUCGCCUGGCUGGGCUGGACUGAAAUGUGAAGAUCAGAUAGACGAAUGUCAAUCCAACCCUUGUCAAAAUGGCGGCGUAUGCAUUGAUGUCCAUGCAGAUUACAUGUGCGCUUGCGCAUUCGGUUUCACGGGAAAAAGUUGCGAAGUGCAAAUAGAGUUUUGCGAUGAUAACUCUUGCAGUAACAAUGCAUUAUGUGUCGUGGAAGAUGGUGUUAGGGUCUGUUAUUGUGUGCCCGAUUAUCAUGGAGAGAGAUGCGAGUUACAAUACGAUGAGUGUUUAUUAGGACCAAGGUGCAUGAACGGUGGUACGUGUAUAGAUGGCGUAGAUAAUUUUACUUGCUCAUGCCCACCAAGACUAACUGGACCGUUGUGCGAAUGUCUUAUACUGGAAGAUGAGACUUACGAUUGUGAAUAUAUAAGUCCGACACCUAUAACUAGCUCUAGUCAAUCAAUAAUAACUACUUUGAUUGAAGAAACUACGACUAUAAAAUCUGAUUCGGAAACCACUCUCACAGAUAUUUCAACAGCUGAAACUACUCAAGUUUUAACUGAAAGAACAACUGACAUUUAUGUUCCCAGUAGUUCAGGAACUAGUACUGAUCCAGAGCCUGUUAUUACUACAGUAACAGAGGUAACAACAGAGAAAGACAAUGAAGUCACUAGUGUGUCCGAAGAAACAACAAUAUUUAUCGAAACUACAACCAUUAGAGCAGAAAUAUCAGAACUACCGGAUCAUGAAGAGACUAGACCUACUAUGGAAUCGGAUAAUGCUAAAACAGAGACUACUACAGAAUGUAGGGGAGCUUGCAAUGAUAGUACUACUCAGCAACCAACACCUACUGAAGUGGAUGCUACCACUGGGACAGUUACAGAUAGUAUCAAACUUGAUAUACCAACAAUGAUACCUACAAAAGAUAUUGCAGAGGAAACUACUGGAACCACAUCUCCUACAUUGACUACAGUUGAAGUUACUCCAGAAAUAACAACAACGCCUAAAACUGAUACAAGUACAGAUAAGAUGUUUACAGAUGUUCCUACUGAACAUCCUACUACUGACCUUCCUGCAGGAUACUCGUCGACCACUGAAACUGUAGAAGUCACUAGUGGUGUCGAUACAGAAACAUUGACGACCGUGCAGUCGGAAUGCACUGAUUCCAUUUGUAAUGAACAUGGAAGCUGUAUUAAUACUCCUCAUGGAAUUCGGUGCCAUUGCAACUUCAAUUACGGAGGAAGAUUUUGCGAUGAACCAAUAUCAAUCACUUCAGCAGCUUUCGGAGGAAACUCAUUCAUAGCUCAUAAACUCAAAAACGCUACAUCUAUCAAUAUAGAAUUUAACGCAAAGACGCUUAUUACUGACGGCCAAAUACUACACGCGGAUAUAGCGAAAGGAGUUUACAUGCAACUGUUCAUGAAUUCGGGAUUAUUGAAAUUCAAAUUUUCGUGCGGUUACCAAACAAUGUUGUUGAGUGAAUUGAAGACUUUUGUCAAUAAAGGGUACCCGAUGAAAAUUGAAACAAGGUUAGAUUUGUACCCGGAAGAUCAGCAUUGCAACGCGACUCUCCGUCUCAAUGACACAGUGGCCAUGAGUGGUGGUCAAGUAGCCAACAUAACCACAUUGGACCACAACUCGACACUGUAUCUAGGAAAUUCGAGAGAAGUUAAAGAUUAUGAGAGCAAACCUUUCAUUGGAUGUAUUAGAGAUCUUAUUGUGAACGGUGAGAAACGUGAAGUAUUCGGCGAUGCUCUAGAUGCGGGUGAAGUAACGGAGUGCCUGUCGCUCUCGUGUCUGUCAGGGCCGUGUCUGAACGGUGGGACCUGUAGCGACCACCAUGACGGGGGAUACACCUGCUCCUGUGCCAAUGGAUGGCUUGGAGAGCAUUGCAAUGAAUCCGUUUGCGAGAACAACCCGUGCCAAUCUGGAGGCAGUUGUGUUCGACACCCGGGCAGUGGAUUCCUCUGCCUUUGUCCAUACGGGAAACAUGGCAUCUUAUGCGAAUACAAUGUAGAGAUCACCCGCCCAUCUUUAGCUCCAAUAAGCACUGGAAUAUCCUCGUACAUAAUGUACGCAUUAUCUCCUGCCGCCAUGAACUCGGAUCGUUUCGACCUGCGCCUACGCUUCCAGACCUCGGACAUGGACCAAAUAGCUCUGUUGGCGUUCGUGGGCCAAAGUGGACGGCAUGACUCGAGGAGCCAGCAUGUGGCCUUGACUUUCGUCAAAGGAUACGUCAUGCUUACUUGGAAUAUGGGCAGUGGUCCUCGUCGUGUAUUCACAUCCCGCGCACUGAGCCCGCGUCGCGGCGGACACGCGGUCCGCGUGUGGCGGCGCGGACGCUCCGCGGGGCUGAGCGUGGACGGCCGACACAACGUGUCCGGCAACGCGCCCGCACACAGCUCCAAGAUGACACUACUGCCGUAUAUAUUUAUUGGAGGUCACCCAUCCCCCGAGUUCGCGGAGCUGCCUCACGACCUGCCCCUGCACAGCGGCUGGCGGGGCUGUGUUUGGGAGGUGGGGGGCCAGGCCGUGGGGGCGGGGGCCCGGGCUGCCGGGGGCCGGGGGGUGGGGCAGUGUGGCGUCGCACAGUGUACUGCUAAGUCCUGUAACGCACCACGAGGUGUUUGUAUACAUUCGCCGGCUACUUAUGGGUGUAUCUGCAACGAGGGAUGGUUUGGCGCAACUUGCUCGAGCAGCCACAACCCGUGUGACCGCUCGGCGUCCAAAUGUCAGGGACACUGCGUCAUCAGCACCGACGGGAAUACGCAGUGCGACUGUCCUUAUGGGAAGACUGGGGUGUAUUGUGAGCAAGAACUAUUCCCUACGGACGUCCUCUUCACGGGUACCAGGUCCUACGUGAAGCUACAUCCUCGCACCAUAUCCAGUGUGAGCCUAUCAUUGGAGGCUGAAGUCAAGCCGGCUAAGGAGCGUGGCUUACUGAUGUUUGUUCAAACGCCGCACUUCUAUACUGCUCUGUCGCUGCAGGGUGGCUUGCUGGAGUAUCGGUGGACAGAUCGUCUAUCCGGCGUGACAUCACUGGUCCGCAGCGGCGUGGUGGUGUCAAUGUCGCAGUGGCACAGCGUGAAAGCGGGUCGUUAUGGCAGUCGCCUGUACGUGUGGGUCGAUGGGUCACUCAGUACCGAAGCUAUGCUGGCUCAUGCUUAUCCUCAUACGGCUGGCAAUGCGUCGAUACUUCUUGGUGGAGCAAAAGAUUUAUCAUCACUGCCUUUCGAUGCAAUGUCUGGAGCUCCAGCACCAUACACUGGUUGUAUCAAAAAUCUUCACGUCAACAAUAUCCUUUUGCCGUUAGAACAACAGAAUAUACAAGAGGGUCGCAACCUCGCUGACUGUGACGGCACAGCUUGUGGCUCCGAAGCAUGCGGCGGUGGGGUCUGUGUACUAGAGCAGGGCCGUGCUCGCUGUGCAUGCGGGGCCGCCUCCAACUACGUGGGCACGGGCCCCCGGUGCAGACGUCAUGCGGCCUGCUCUCCGGCCUCCUGUGUGUGGCCAAGAGGCCGGUGUAGGGCUGGUCGCUGUGUGUGCGGCCCUGGAUAUGCUGGCACCUUCUGCGAUAAUAAGAUCGAAAUCAAAAUUCCUCAAUUCGACGGUACAUCGCUAGUCUCCUUAGGACGACAGCCAGCAGCCAGUCAUACGAACCAACAACGCAUUACUCCUUCACUUGUUCGGCCAAACUAUAUCGGACUCAACUUUACUACUGCUGAGCCAAAUGGUCUUCUGGUUUGGAUAGAUAUGGGUACCGACUACAUCGGCUUAGGUCUUGAAAAGGGUUUCCUGAGGCUAGUCUGGUCAUUCCAUCAAAACAACAUUAGCACGAACUACAUUAAUUCUGCUCGACCGACCAGAACUUUGUCCAGAUUGAUGCCUCAUGCAGGAUUCCUUAGUGACGCUGAGUGGCACGUUUUAAUACUAAAGAUGGACAAGAUUAAUAUUACAUUGACUGUUGAUAAAACACUGGUUUAUACAGAAGAACCAGGAAUGGUGAAUAAAGCUAAUAAUGUGGACGUGUUUAUUGGUGGUAUAUCCGACCAAGAAUACACAAUAGCUAAGAAAAUAUUUCCCCAAAACUUCAAAGGCUGCAUUGAUAACAUUUCUACAAAGGAGAAGUCUUACUUAACUAACUAUACUGAAGUGUACAGUGAAAAUGUGAAGUCGUGCCAACUGUUCCCACCAAUCUAGACAGGCUUUAGUAAUAAAUCUAGGUUUAAGUGAAAAUACUCAUAGUACAAAAACUAGUCUUCUUAUAGGACCAAAGUUGUGUCUUAUUUAAUAGCGGUAUUAUAGUUAUUACUUAGGUACUGAGUUAAUACACUUUGUAAUAAAUAGAUUGACCUGUCAGUGUUGUAAAAUAGACCGUAAUUAUGGAUGGAAUAUUGUUAUUAAGUUUUGUGGUAUGUUUUGUAUUGUCGUAGAAAAACAAAUUAAACAUUCAAUG
This is a messenger RNA of Helicoverpa zea (corn earworm), 5182 nucleotides long. It is a transcript of the gene eys, whose product is annotated as protein eyes shut. Gene Ontology annotation, cellular component: plasma membrane; protein-containing complex. The coding region runs from base 232 to 4926 and encodes 1564 amino acids. The record is from RefSeq and is a predicted model, not a curated record. Lineage: Eukaryota; Metazoa; Arthropoda; Insecta; Lepidoptera; Noctuidae. Gene Ontology annotation, biological process: heterophilic cell-cell adhesion; establishment or maintenance of epithelial cell apical/basal polarity. The transcript has 21 exons. Gene Ontology annotation, molecular function: calcium ion binding.